GCCGGGUGGGCGGCCAUGCUGGGCGGCGGCGGCGGGCGCCGGGCGGCGGCGGCGGUGCUGCGGAGGGCGGCCGCCGGUGGCCGCGCAGCGAGCGGCGAGGGCCAGGGCCAGGGGCAGGACUCGGACCCGGUGCAGGGCUCGGGCUCGGGCUCGGGGCGGCCGCAGCCGCUAGAGCCGUCCCUGCUGCGCUUCCUGGUGUGCCCGCUCUCCAAGCGGCCGCUGAGGUACGAGGAAGCUACCAACGAGCUCAUUAACGAGGAGCUGGGCAUUGCAUACCCCAUCAUCGACGGCAUCCCGAACAUGAUCCCGGAGGCUGCCAGGACGACUCGGAAGAAGCCCCCAGCUGAGGGCUCGAAGCAGCCCUGAGGACCCACCAGCCACAGGGCAACGCUAGAGAGUGGAGCGACAGACCACUAUGAGGGUGUCGGGUGCAAAGAACUAUGUUCUUGGUACUGUCUGACAAAAUGUCUUCACACGACAGAGCUAUGAAGGGGACAGGUUAAUGCUAUGAUAAUCUAUUAUUACAAGGAUUUCUUUUUUAUGUUUUGUUACUGGGUGGUUUAUAUCUGCAACACAAGACACACCAAUGUCCCUUACCUGCUGAAAAGUUCAGAAAUGCAGCACCAAGUUGUAAAUACUGCAGAUCUCAGUGUCUCUUGGUGGGAUACUAAUGAUGUGGUCAAAUUGAUCAGGCUGCUGCUGGGCAAAUAAUGCUGUGAGGCACAGUAUCAAAGGCAGUGCCCGCAAGAGGUGUAUUCGAAGGCUGACUAGCUAAGUGCAGCUGUUUGUUGGGGCCCCUUGUACAAUCAGUGGACAGAGACUCCAGAUCCAGAGGACAGUACAGAGCACAAGCUGUAUUGCCUCUGUAAAUAAACACCUCUUUCAGUGGCUGUAGUGAGGAAGAGGGAAGGAAAGGUAGCUCUAGGAGCCAUUGUGAAUCUUCUCCUAAGUGUACAGGAAGGAAAAGCUUUGACAGCUCUGGUUGGCAAGAAGGCUCACUUGGAAAGAACCAGAACUGGGUAAUCAGGCACUGAGGUUGGUAUUUCCUGCUGCACAGGCGUGGUGCCAGACUCUUGACAGCCCUUGUGACUGAUACGGCACAUGGUCCCUGAGCUGAGCUCUGCUCUGGGCAGGUGCCCUGUUCCCAUGUCAGCCAUCUAAUGGUUUUUGCAGGGCAGGGCUAGCAUUGCAAUACCUGCAGAAAAUACAGCUGCCAGAACCUUUUGUGUGGAAACCGCAGACUAAAGCCACAUGGAGGCAGCAGCAUUAUAAUCAGCAUUUCGUCUCUCUUGCUGGCACUAUCCUUCCUUUCCCUUCAGGCAGCACCUCGUUGAGAGAAAUGGCUUUUGUGGCUAUGUUGCUUGCUGGCCUCUAAGGCUGGCUCCCCAGCCACUGGGUUUUUCUUGUACAGCAAACUAGCUUAGAGCCUUUAAAAUCAGUGUAGCAGUAAUAGUAAUGGACUUUGCCAAUUACCAGUUUCCUGAGUAAUCCUAUUACAUCACCCCAAAGCAACUUCACAGUAAAUAGCACUGCCACUUGAAUUUAACUUAUUGCAACAAAGCUUAAUGGCUACCUGCAAUAAGAAUGUAAGAUACUGCCCUCCAGAUUUACUUUCCAUCCCCCAUAGAACAUGUUUUACAAUAAUUUCAUGAGUAGUUGUUUUGUUGUAUGCUCGGUGACUACUGAAACCCUUCUACCAAUGCUUCAGCAACACUGAAAACCAAAAAACGCUGCAGCAAUAUAUUCAGAGCUAACAAAUAAUACAAUUUGGUAUCUUACCAUUAAGAUCCUCCUGAACUGCUGGGUUGGUGCGUCAUUUAAAUGGGUCCAUAUGUCUUGCAGAAGGCACUGUCUUCUAACUGGGAAAAGCCACUGUUCGUGGCCCAUACUUAAUAGGUUUAUCUGAAAAUUGAAGUAACAAUCUGUUGGCAGUGUGUUUAUCUCUUCUAAAUUGUAAAAAAAUUGGUCACGCUUACAGUACUAAAGGCGUUGGACAGAACGUUGCGUUCGGUGUAAUGAACAUCGAUCUUGUCUUGCAUGUCAAAGAUGCAUGGAUAUUUGGUCAGCUUCCAUAGGGCCAUCUGAAAUGACAAGGAAGAAAGAAGAUGACAUGUUGAUUUCUCAUGCAAAAUCAAGAGUUUGGGGGUACAUGUGCGGACUGAACUGCCAGUCUGUACCCUGGCAAACUCCUGUAUCUCUGAAACAUGCCCUUGUUGUGUACAAGAACACUAUACUGGCAGAGGCACACUUCCUAAAAGCAGCUUCUAAACACUUCUGUGGGUGGGAAACCCUGAGAGACAGGCAUCUGAACUGUCUGUGCAGGCAGACGCUUGUGUUAAAGUGCCCCAAGAAUAAAACAGAGAGAGAGUGAUUUUAGUAGCAUCUUCCAUAAUUCAGCUAAACCAAAACACAUAGUAAAAAUGUCCUGGAUACCCAGGUUAUGGUAUAUUGUUGUUAAAAACUGUUGGGUUUAUUAUCUGUAAUACCAAAAGUAGAUAUUAGUGUACAAAAUAAUCUAAUUCAAAGUGUUACACCUCUAGUGUGAUGGGGCAGCAACUUCAGGUAAUGUCCUAUUUGACUUUUGAUUCUAUACUGUUUCUCAAACCUCCUCCUCCGCUCUGGUUAAUUGCUACAAAAUUGGUACUUAGCAGACAAAAGCUUAUGAAAGAAUUAGGCAGUUGCCCUGUGAAUUCCAGCCAAGUUGCCAGAAAACUGUGUUUUUUGCCUAAGGAAGCCCGUACUAUCCACAUUUCUAUGUCAUGCUGCUUCCUGUGACACCAAUUGCAUUUGGUAGCUAAUUUUCACUCCUUUGUGUCAUCAAGAAAUGAACCAUUUCACAGAUUAUCUUUUGUUACCACGGCUUUGGUUUUAGAUUUAAGUAAAUUGAAAUGCUCAACAGGAUUUCUACAUAAACAUUUAAAGAGACCUCACAAUAUUUCUGUUAAUUAAACAUAAUAAAAUCCAGAAUAACAAGAAGUAUAGCAACCAUCCCUCCUGGUGCUAUUUCAUGCUGCUCACCAGUUCAAAGCAAAUAGAGCCGCUUAAGAUGCUGGAAGACAGCUCCAACUCUCAGAACCAGGGGUCAUCGCAGGAGAGGCACUAUUGUAGCUGCUAAAAUACUGGGACGGUAAAUGGCUUGCAUAAUUUAGAACAGCUGGAGAACUAGGGAAAAUGCGUUGCCUUUGAGAUGUAAUUGGCUAGAGUCUAGAGCUGACUUUCAUAUGUAUCGACUCAUUUAAAUAAAACAAAAAAAAGUGGUUUGCA
Messenger RNA from Aquila chrysaetos chrysaetos, 3264 nucleotides. RefSeq names its product PIGY upstream open reading frame (gene PYURF). NCBI's taxonomy places the organism in Eukaryota, Metazoa, Chordata, Aves, Accipitriformes, Accipitridae. Bases 16 to 366 code for a protein of 116 amino acids. The transcript is spliced from 3 exons. The record is from RefSeq and is a predicted model, not a curated record.